This is a messenger RNA of Cynara cardunculus var. scolymus (artichoke), 3531 nucleotides long. RefSeq names its product probable LRR receptor-like serine/threonine-protein kinase RFK1. Gene Ontology annotation, biological process: protein phosphorylation. Lineage: Eukaryota; Viridiplantae; Streptophyta; Magnoliopsida; Asterales; Asteraceae. The record is from RefSeq and is a predicted model, not a curated record. Bases 108 to 3176 code for a protein of 1022 amino acids. The transcript is spliced from 24 exons. Gene Ontology annotation, molecular function: protein binding; protein kinase activity; ATP binding.
UGCUACUACCUUCUAUUUCUUUUUUGACUCUUCAAUCAAGUUUAACUGUAUAGAAACAUUUUCUUGAAAUCCCCACACACACAUCCUCUCUCUCUCUCUCUUGAAAAAUGCUGGUGAAGAAGGCACUUUUUGCUUAUUUUAUGGCAUUGAGCUUUAUGUUGCUGCUCAAUUUUGCAGAAUCUACUGUGCCACAAGAAGAAGUGCGCGCCCUUGAAGAAAUUCUGAGUUCAAUGGGUGCAACAAAUUGGAGGUUCAAUGGUGAGUCUUGCCAACUUGAGGCAAUUUCUGAACUGCCAAAGCUCAAUCAGGAAGCUCUUGCUAGUGUUAAAUGUACCGAUGCCUGCAAUAAUGGGAACUCCAGCAACUGCCAUGUCAUAAGCAUUGAACACAAGUUCUAUAGUCUUGGUGGUGUUCUUCCACCUGCGCUUGUGAAGCUUCCAUACCUCCAAACUAUCGAUUUUGCUUACAAUUAUCUUAAUGGCACAAUACCUGCUGAAUGGGCUUCAACACAGUUGCAGUCAAUAUCUCUUCUGGGAAACCGCUUAACCGGGGAAAUACCACGAGAACUAGGGAAUAUUACCACCCUCAAAAUUCUGAACCUUGAAGCAAACCAAUUUUCAGGAAGUGUUCCUUCUGACCUUGGGAGAUUAAUCAGAUUGGAAUCUUUGAUCUUGUCUUCCAACAGGUUGACGGGGACCUUGCCAAUGUCCUUAGCUGAAUUGAGAAACUUGACUGAUUUUAGGAUAAAUGACAACAACUUAAGUGGGCCUAUACCCAAUUUUAUACAGAAUUGGAGACAACUCACAAGAUUAGAAAUGGUCGGGACUGGGCUGCAGGGACCGAUUCCUUCAACUAUAUCUCUUCUUGAGAAUCUACAUAAUUUGAGGAUUUCUGACUUAAAUGGACCAACUCAGGGAUUUCCUCCACUGGAUAAUGCUAUAGGAAUAGAAACGGUGAUAUUGAGAAAUUGCAACAUAUCGGGAGAAAUACCUUCUUAUAUUUGGCAAAAAAGAGAACUUCUAAUGCUCGAUGCAAGUUUUAACAGGUUGGUAGGGGAAAUAUCAGGUGAUAUCAUCGGAAGACGCUUGAGAUAUGUGUUUUUGACGGGUAACAUGCUAAGUGGAAAUAUACCUGACACGCUUUUGAUAGAAGGAGCUGCCAUUGACCUGUCCUACAACAAUUUGACAUGGCAAGGACCUGAUCGACCAACAUGCCAACCGAUCAUGAAGUUAGAUCUUAACCUGUUUCGAAGCUCUUCAACAGGGAACACACUACAGGAUAUAAUGCCAUGCGGAAAAGAUAUCGUGUGUCCCAAAUAUGAAUGUUCCUUACAUAUUAAUAGCGGUGGAAGUGAUCUAACCGUUAGAGAAGGGAAUGUAGAAGUUCUUUACGAAGGAGAUGCUUCAUUUGAUGGUGAUGGAGCAAGUUACCAUAGAACCAGUAGUAAUUGGGGACUUAGCAGCUCCGGAGACUUCCUUGAUGACAGUAUUCAGACUGGUCUUUAUGUAGAAUCCUUGCAAGGGUCAACCAACUUACCUCCUCUUUAUACAACAGCACGACGCUCUCCACUUUCGCUUACUUAUAUCAGCUAUUGUUUGGAAAAUGGCAAUUACCUUGUUAAUCUGCACUUUGCUGAGAUACAGUUUACUAAUGAUAGUACGUAUAUAAAUCUUGGCAGGCGGCUAUUUGAUAUAUAUAUACAGGGACAACGGGUUAAAAGGGACUUUAAUAUUGAAAAUGAGGCUGGUGGGAUACAAAAGCCGGUGGUAGUACCAUUCAAUGCAAGCGUGGUGAAUAACGUCUUGGAGAUACGCUUUUAUUGGGCUGGCAAAGGGACAACACGUAUUCCAAGAAGAGGAUUUUAUGGGCCCCUUGUAUCAGCUAUCUCUGUUAACCCAUAUUUUAGAACUUGUUCAAUUGAUGGAAAUAAAAAGAACAAAGCUGUGUAUGUUGGUUCUGGAAUUGCAUCGCUAUGUCUUGUGCUCUUAAUCUUGGCUGGUUUAUGGUGGAAAGGCUGCUUGAAAUGCAGAAAAAGGAAAGAUAGAGACCUUGAAGGACUGGACUUGAAUACAAUAUCAUUUUCAUUGAAACAACUAAAAACAGCUACAAGUAACUUCGAUGCUGCAAACAAAAUAGGCGAAGGUGGUUUCGGACCUGUUUACAAGGGUACAUUGCCUGACAGGACCGUAAUUGCAGUAAAGCAGCUUUCAUCUCAUUCAAGGCAAGGAAAUCGCGAGUUCUUGAAUGAGAUUGCUGUGAUAUCUUGUUUACAACACCCAAAUCUUGUUAAGCUUUAUGGAUGCUGCAUCGAAGGAGAUCAACCGAUGCUUGUAUACGAGUACAUGGAAAACAACAGCCUUGCCAAUGCCUUGUUUGGUUCAAAUAACAGUCGGUUAGUACUUGACUGGCCAACAAGGUUUAAGAUCUGUGUCGGGGUCGCUAAAGGAUUAGCUUUUCUUCAUGAAGGAUCGAGAUUUAAAAUUGUACAUAGGGACAUCAAAGCUACUAAUGUCCUUCUUGAUAAAGAUCUGAACCCAAAAAUAUCUGACUUCGGAUUGGCUAGGCUAAACGAGGAUGAGAUGAGCCAUAUCAGCACCAAAGUAGCCGGCACCAUAGGAUACAUGGCGCCGGAAUAUGCGCUUUGGGGUUACUUGAGUGACAAGGCAGAUGUGUACAGCUUCGGUGUUGUGGCUUUGGAAAUCGUGAGUGGCCAGAACAACAAUGCUUACAUACCAAAUAACGAUUGCUUUUGUCUUCUAGAAUGGGCUUGCAGGUUACAAACAAGUAAAACAUACGAUGAGCUAUUUGACGAAAAGUUAGGGUCUGAAGUCAACAAAGAGGAGGCAGAAACGAUGGUGAAAGUAGCACUCUUGUGCACAAAUGGGUCUCAAUCGAUGAGACCCACCAUGUCUGAGGUGGCGAGUAUGCUUGAAGGCAGAACUAUUGUUCCCGAGAUAGUCCUAGAAACGAGUGGCUACACCACAGAUCUACGGUUCAAAGCCAUGAGAGAUUUUCAGGAGCAACAAAGUCGAACUCGAUCCUCUAAUAACACGAAUCAAACUAGUACUUACCCUUUAUCAACGUCAUCAUUGAACACUGCAAGAUCUGAGAUUCAACACCAUGAGAAACAGUUGCCAGGAGAGGGAGGAAGUCAGAGCAGCAAUCAAAAUCGAUAAAUUUAAUCGCGCCUUCUAAUGACGUCUUUUGAUACUCAUCCAGUGGACUGGAGAUCGUAUUAUAAGGUGACCUUAGUUUUGUAGCUUGUCUUAUAAACUUAGAUGAAUUACAUUGAUUAUUCUAAUAUUGCAGAAAGCCAAAUAUAUAGAGUACACAAUUCGCUAUGAGCAAAACCUUGUAAAAGAAAGUCUUUCACCUAAUAUAUAGAAUAAGUUCCAACUUCCAAAUGACAAUUAUUAGAGAGUGCUGCAGGCUUUUAGAUAGCAAGUUGUUGCAAGUUAGUUAAGUAUUUCUUGUACUUCUCAGUUAUGUAAAUAGACACAGGAUAUAUAAGAUUGAUUCAUUCAGAAAUUC